This is a messenger RNA of Spizellomyces punctatus DAOM BR117, 1471 nucleotides long. RefSeq lists its product as uncharacterized. Gene Ontology annotation, cellular component: nucleus. Lineage: Eukaryota; Fungi; Chytridiomycota; Chytridiomycetes; Spizellomycetales; Spizellomycetaceae. The transcript is spliced from 7 exons. The record is from RefSeq and is a predicted model, not a curated record. Gene Ontology annotation, molecular function: zinc ion binding. Bases 218 to 1171 code for a protein of 317 amino acids.
UUGCAUCUUCAGCAUCACGUGUCGCGUCGUCGUCGUCUACUAAACUCUUCAGCGAAUUCCGUCCUGUUGCUCACCUUGCAGAUUUCUGCACUUUCUCCAAAGCUACAUUCCUUUUUGAGAUCCUUUCCUAGUUCGUUCUAUCAGACACCUGUAGACCGCAGCGUCGCAAGCGUAGCGAUCUUCCUUGAUAUCACCGGUUAAAGUAUAGAUCAGUCCCAUGGCGACCAUCUCAAAACGACAACUGGAUGAGACACUAGCCGCUUUCGAGACUACCGUGUCCGGUGCCGAUGCUACUGUCAAACUCAAGGACGAUAAAUUAUUUGAGCGACUAAAAACCUUUAAAGAAACUACUUGGUUCGCAAAGUCAGAUGAUCUUUCUGCACCUGUCUGCGCCCGUUACGGAUGGAUUAACAGAGGAUUAGAGACAUUAUACUGCCCAACGUGCGAGAACACGCUUGUGUGCGAGAUCCCGGCAGAGGCGUCUCCAGAGGAAGUGUUGGCAAAGUCGAAAGAAUACCGAGAUAAUCUGUUAACCGCCCAUGGAGAGUCCUGCCCUUGGGCAAUCCAUCACUUGGAUGACACAGCAUAUCGAUUGCCGUUGAGCUCUCCAGCGCAUACCAUCCAAGCAUUCCGCAAUCGGUACAAGGCGUUGUCACAACAUCCACCGUCAAUACCCAAAAUCGUUUUUAAUGAAUCACAAGCUGGUAGAUCUGUCAAUGUCGAUCUUUUACAUCAGAACUUGCACGUCGAUGGCGACGAGUCAGAGGAGCUAACGAGGAGCUGCAUUCUAUUGGCAUUGUUUGGGUGGGAAUUUCCUAACGAGCAAGCUACCGAUUUCCUUCAAUGUCGACUGUGCGCGAGAAUAGUGGGAUUGUGGAACUAUGAUCAUAUUGUGACUUUAACCGAUGCGGACUCUGCCGAUCGCCGAAAGCGAAUAAAGGUGGCACAGGAUAUCAGCGUGGAAUUGCCGUCGCACUUCGACGUUUUGUGGGAACAUAGGUCAUAUUGCCCAUGGAUAUGUACUCCGCCCGGAAGUGGUCAACAGAAACUGGGAUGGAUCGCAACACUUGAUACUGUGUUGUCAGCAGGGAAACCAAACCGUUUAUUGGCCCAUAUGCCUCCACCAAUCCCAAAGGUCACCCGAACAACGACUGCACUUGAAUCAGCAUGAACACCAUAUACGCAUUCUUCCGUACUACAGGAAACCCUUCGACUCGGCAUUUGUACAAUGUGAAGUAACCAUUCUUUAUCAAAUCAUUUUUUAUGAUUGACUUUUUACCCCUGGGGCUGGAUCUGAUGUUGUUGUUGCUGUGACGCUUGAUUUUGCUGUUGCUGUUGGUGGUCACUAUGCGAUUGUUGAGCCUGUUGGGCCUGCUGAGCUUGGUGUGCUUGUUGCAAGGCUUGCAUUUGGUUUUGCAGCUGUUGAAGAUAAUAUUGAUGUUCUGCGGUCGAAGCCUCUGUUUGUGCGUGA